AAAAAGUCAAGGAGAGAGAGAGAAAAAAAAGAUAGAAAGCAUCUCCAUAAUUAAUCCAUCACUACUCACUAGGCUGAGAAUUCAGUAUUCUCUUCUUCUCCACCACUCACCAAAUAAACAAUUUAGAGGAGAGAGAAAGUGAAAGACAACUAUACAAGAACAUCACUUUUCUACUUUUUCUACAGUACCAAAAAAAGCAGUAUCUCAGAAAAAUAACCCUACUUGAAUGUUCAGUUCCAGAAUAAAGUCUACUUCUAUAAAAAGAAUUGCAUUCUUUGUUACUUCAAGUGUAGCAAUUUGUUAAUUUUGUACAACUAUUAUUGUAUUAUUGUAUUAUUAGAGUGAUAUAAUUUAUACUGUAAGUUGUGUUUUUCGGAAGAUCUAUUAGAUCGAAGAACUGGAGUGGAGAUUGAUUGAGUGUUUUUGAUUCAAUUUGGAGGUGUUGAAAAUCUAAACAAUUGCAUAGAUGUGUUUGUUCAUGAGAGAGUAUAUUUAUCUACACUCAUGCUGAGGACAUGUUGGAACUUACAAGUGUAAUUGAUUCUGAUCCAGCUUGGAAGGUUUUAAAAGGUAGGCGGAGUGCAUCGAGGCGGGCAAGAAAGACAGAUUAUAAAAGCUUAAAGGAUUACACAGGACUGUUCUGCACAAGUUCAAAGGGCUUCAUCAUGCCAGUAUCUGAGAUUGAAAAGCUCGGAGUAUCAACAUCAGGUUGUCACUUCAGUGAGAAGGCACAGCUUGUACCUAUAAAAAAGAGAAGGUUCUUAUUCAGGUCUCCAUCACCACCACCGGAUACUAUUUCUCCGUGCACUGAGGAGUCUGCAGAUCAUGCAAGAACUGAAGAUGCUUCAGAGAAGCUUUCACCGUUGCCAUCUUCUUCUGAUAUCAAAUUGAAUCAGAUUGUUGACAAUGAUAAUAGCAUUGAUGCUAAGAAAUCUGAGAAAUCGAGUGUUAGAUUUGGUGAAGAUGAUGACUUUUCUGGUAUAUCGAUACUUGCAGCUGCCGCUUGCAGUAGCAGUUUGGGAAGAGAUUGUGGUUAUAUGGAGGAUGGUUCAGGCAUUGAAGAGUCUUCAGUGCUGGAGCGAUCUCAUGAUCUUUCUAUUGAUACUGAAGCACGCUCAUCAUCUAAGGGGAUGUUAAACGAAGGCAUUUUCAAUUCUUCUGAAAUGUCUAGUGGACUAACUUCAUCUUGUAUAUACACAGAACCAGUUGGGGAGCUGGCAUCUAUCUCAUCUACUGUAAAUUCAUCUCAAAAAGUUGCAACUGCUGGGAAAGGUGUGAAGGAGGCUUUUAUGGGGGCGGAUUCUCUAACCUAUUCUGGGGAUGCUUCGUUUAGCAAAGAUGAAGAAAUAGUGAGGAGCCAGGGCAUAUCUUCCCGAGAUGUAAGGCUGCAUUGGGACUUGAAUGUUGUGAUGGAUGCUUGGGAGCAGCCUUUUGAUGAUCUAGGUGCACAGGAUAGUGUUGCUCAUAACACUUGUCAUGAUGCUGGGAAAGUUAACCAUAAUGACAACAUGGAAUCACAAGGCCAUGAUUCCAAAGAAAAUCAGGAAACCCUAUAUGUUGGACAAGGCUAUCUUCUGUGUGGUGAACCUAUUGCUUCAGUAGAUCAGAGUUCUGGGGAGAUGAAGGACAAUCAUGAUACCGACGCUUGCCUCAAUCUCGAGCAGCCUCUUUGCUUAAAUGAGAAGUCUCAUCCAUCCAACUCCAACCUUAACCUGGAUGUUAUGAGUUGUAUGGUUGAAGAUACUAAAUGCAGGCAUCAUCAGGGAACUGUGAAUCCUAUUGAUGGGCUUGUUGUUGGUGUCCCUAAUCAGAGGACUCAAUCGACUGCAUCUUGUACUAUAGGUGAGGCUGAGGAUGUUUCUGUGAAGAGUGUAAACUUGAUUGACAAGGGUAUUGGCUAUCAGCCAGUGACGGAGGGCUCUAAGUCAAAUGUCAGUGGGACUUCCUGUGAGUUACACGAUAAUGCAUAUGCUUCCGAUGCUAACUUAGAUGCUGUGUCAGCUGAUACCCAUAUGAGUUUGUGUGUGUCUUAUAGCUCGGACACUCCGAUAGAGGUUAAACAAAACAUAGCAGUUCCAGAAGAUCUGGGGUUAGCUAAAAUCUGUCGUUGGGAAGAAAAUGUUAUCAUGGAGAAUGUAUACAUGAAAACAGUGGAGCCUCUAGAGCUUGCCAAAUUUUCUAUAUCGGAUGAUGAUGGUGGCUAUCCUCGCAAUGAGGCACCCGACUCUGUGUCUAAGAGAUGUGAGCUUCUGGUAGCUUUAGAUACUAAUGUGCAUGAUAUUAGUAAUAUUGAGGAUGGAAACAACAUUAAUAAUAAUGAAAGCACAAAGAAUUUAUCUGAAAUAUCUCAAGUAAUAUGCAAGGAUCCAUCUGAUUCUUACUUCCAUGACACUGGCAAAACUAAAAUGGACAUUUGCUCAAAUUUUACUGACAAUAUUGAUGAUGGAGAGUCUUUUAAACAUAGUAAUGAUGUGAUUGUUGAAUGUCAUCCAGUUUUGGUGGCUGGAACUGAUGCAGCCGGUAAGCUUCAGGAAGAUUAUGAUCCUCAAUAUGAAGAUGGAGAGCUAAGGGAGUCAAGUGGGCGUGCUUUAGACAAAUAUGAUGCUGUGGAUAGAGAAGCUGGAAAUGUGGACUAUGUGUCAAACCACAAAGAAACAUAUACUGCCAAUCCGAAUGAUUACCAUGUUUCUGACUCUGGACAAGUUGAGGACAGAAUCAGUGGGAAACUUGGAACUGGUACUGCUGUAUCCACUCAUGAUUGGACUAAUGAAAUUGAGGUUAACAGGAAAGCUGCUGAAGCAGUUGAAAAUGAUAGGGGACAUGAUGAUGGUAACCAAAUAGAAUUGAGUAAUGUUGGGGGUAAAACGGAACUAACCCAUGGAGAAGAAUCGAUUGAAAGCUGUAAGAGCUCUUCAGAUAUGGAACUUUGUAGUGUAGAAAAUGAUGAGAAAAACAAUGGAACGCCUAGUCAUAUUGAUGGAUCAAUAGAUUCUCGAGGCAUUGAAACAAGAGUGGAACCAGAAGCAUUCAGAAGGGGCUUGCAAUCGCAGAUUGAGGGUCCAGUUGCUCGUGAUUAUGCAUGUAGGGAGGAACGACUCAAGAAUAUGGAGCACAGAUUUGGCGCUGGCUCCAUUAGAUCUUUUGAGAGGGUGCGAUAUCCCUUUCAGAAUCAAGGAAGAGGAUGCAAUAGUGGUAGUUGGGAUGGUCCAUCAGACAGUCACAGAGGUUUCAGGCGUCAUUACUCACCUAUUACUCAUCGACAUUCGAAGCUUGAUGAUGAUGAUGCUGUGGGAAGAGUUGACCAUGGAUGUGUUGGCACUGAAGAUGAUGUAUCAUAUUUUCAACUGCCAGGUCGAGCUGGCAUGGAAGGAGAUUCUUGUGGUGGAUUUCAAUCGCGUGAGAAAGUUAAAAGGAAGUUUAGCCCUGAUAGAGCUGGAAGCUUUGGUCGGGGAAGGUCUUUCAGGUAUGGCCCUUUCGUUGAGGGCAGAGGAGGUAGGGAAAGAUACAAUGGGCCUUCUCCAGAUGAUGGUUCAUCAGACAGUCGUAGAUGUCUCAGGAGUCAUUACUCGUCUAUUGUUCAUGGGCAUUCGAAGCUUGAUGAUGAUGCAGUUGUGGGGAGAGAUGACCAUAGAUGUGUUGGCACUCUGGAUGAUGCACCAUAUUUUCAACAACUGCCGAAAGGUCGAGCUAGUGCUGAAGAAGAUUCUUGUGCUGGAUUUCAAUUGCGCAAUAAAGUUGAUAGGAAGUGCAGCCCUGAUAGGGCUGGGGGCUUUGGUCGGGGAAGGUUUUUCAGGUAUGGUCCUUUUGUUGAGGGCAGAGGAGGUAGGGGAAGAUACAAUGGGCCUUCUCCAGAUGAAUCAUUCUACUCAUCCUUGAAUUAUCGGGAAUCUCUGUCUUGUAGGGAGCGAAGUCUCUCCCCUUUUAGAGGGAGAGGGCAGUCAAAUAUACAGCACUCUCGCAGGAAGUCUCCACCUUGUUCAAGGAGCCGCUCUCCUAUUAUUUGGAAUUCUCCAAGGAGAAGACUGGGGCCUGGAAGUGGUGGGAAUACUUUUCUUAGGCACCGAAGUAGAUCUCCUAAUUUCAGGACUGAGGCCAGAAUGCAUAGACCAAGGUCACCGCAGCAACAGCCUGGUUUUGGGAUUGAUCAUGCAGGGGGUUUUAGGUCGAUUUCACGAAAUAAUUGCUCUCCUCCGCGUAACCAAUGGAUUUCUGCUAGGAAGGAUGAACUGGGUCAUUUUAGAGAGAUAGGUUACAAGCAGCAGAAUUCUGCUCUGGAUAGAUCACCAGGGAGAAUCCGCUUGAGGGACGACAGAGGUAGAGCCGUAAAUUCCCUGCGAAAUUUAAAACCCGAUGGGCAAUAUAGAUUUUCAGAUAGAAUUUCUGAUGAUGCUGGUAGAGGAGCUAGAUAUGAGGAGAGUUUCGAAGAAAAAAGGAAACAUUAUAAUCUCAUUCGGCCUGCUAGGCGCAACUUUGAUGAUGGGAUGUCAAGUAGAUUGCAUCAGGACAUGAAUGAGAAUUUUUCCAUGGCAAAUAGUUUUCGGGAUAGAGAGGCUUCAAGCUUUCAGGACAGAGGGUUCAGGAGUAUGGACAGCCGCAUUGGUGAUGAAUCAAGGAGGUUCAGAGGGGAUAAUCAUUCCUUCAUGUAUGAAAGAGAUGGAAAGUUUAAUCCUAAUACAAAUCAACAUGGGGUUGAUGCGAUAGAUUCAUCACAUAAUCAGAAGUCCGAGGAACAGUAAUGACCCAACUACACUGGAAGAUUUUCUGACAUCAAUUGAGGCAAUAAAGUUAAGAGAAAUUAUGAAUACUGACAAAAACACCAAGGUUCAAUUAAUAUUAAGAGGUGCAGUGAUGAAAAUUUCAAGGAUGAUCCUGUGUUUAGUAGCAGGGUUGCAAUGUUCAGAGAUUGGUAGUUUAUCGACAAGGUUCAGAGAAGACGAGGAUCUAAUCUGUAGUCAGUCCUUCGUCGCUUUGAUCCAUGGUUUUGUCAUACUUCUGGUAUCCGAUGAUCAAGGAGAUAUACUAUACCUUUUGUUCUCUUAUCUUCCCGACGGGAUAGCAUAUAAUGCCUGUAAAUUUUAUGAGGGUGUUCUUUUAGUCAUAUUCCCUUGAUACAAAAUUUGACAGGUCCAGGAAUUAUUUAUAUCCAGAUACCAUUUUCUUCACUAAAUGUGAUCUUUACCUUGGUAUCUAUAGCACAUGUAACUCUUGACAUGUUUGUUAACAAUGAGAAUUUUUGGGGCUCUUGUUGAUUAACAUUUUUCCUGAUUCUGCUUAUUUAUUAAAAACAAAUCUACUGCUGUCAAAGAUGAACGAAAUGAAUGAAUGCUUGCAUCAUUUCUGUGAAA
Beta vulgaris subsp. vulgaris (sugar beet) is the source of this 5345-nucleotide messenger RNA. RefSeq lists its product as uncharacterized. Lineage: Eukaryota; Viridiplantae; Streptophyta; Magnoliopsida; Caryophyllales; Amaranthaceae. The record is from RefSeq and is a predicted model, not a curated record. Bases 516 to 4736 code for a protein of 1406 amino acids. The transcript has 4 exons.